This is a messenger RNA of Podarcis lilfordi (Lilford's wall lizard), 36734 nucleotides long. The record is from the annotation of a GenBank genome assembly. Lineage: Eukaryota; Metazoa; Chordata; Lepidosauria; Squamata; Lacertidae.
GCACACAAGGGCCGGAAGCAGCGGAGGACGCCGGGUUGGUUUUUUCCCUGCGCGGAGCGUCCGGCACGCGCAGCGGGGAACGUGGUUCGGAGCGGUUGGUGGUCGCGUGCCGGUGGUCGCCCGUCCCCCCGCAAAGGAAGGCGAUGUCGUCGGAGGGCAGCAGCCGCGAGGGGGGCAGCGCUCUGUUCGCGGGCUUCCGCGCGCUCGGCCUCUACUCCAACCACUUGGCGCACGUGGUGCGCUUCCACCGCCGCCACCGGGAGUUCUACCUGGUCACCGCGGUGGGGAAGAGCUUCCACACGUACAACGUGAGUCCGACCCCAAAACCCCGGACACGGGGGGUAUCUUUCGUGUUUCAACCUGCUUGCUGCGUGCAUAAAGCAGAAAGUGCAGAAAGCAGAAAGUGCAGAAAGCAGAAAGUGUGGGGAGAGUGGGGCGGGGUCGAGGGGCAUAAAUUGAACAUGCUUCCCUUAAACCCUCCCAAAACCAUUCGUUGAGAGGCUGGAAGAGUCGCAGGUGUUUUGCUUAGACUGCCCGUGGUUCCCAACGUGGGGCACACGCCCCACAGAGGGGGGCCAUUUGAUAUUUAAGGGCGGGAGUGGGCUGGUGGCAAUUCGAGAAUGAGUUAUUAACAGAUAAUGGUGCCGCCUUUUAGGCUUCAGGAGAAUAGGAGUUCGCUUUUUGAACAAUAGGAAUUAAAUGUCACCGGGUGUAUGUGUGCAUCAGGGUUUUAGAGAUGCUUAGGUGGGGCAUGGCCAGAAAAAAAAAGGUUGGGAAACACUGGUUUAGAGUCAAACAACUGAGUUCAGCUAUAAAGGUAAAGGGACCCCUGACCAUUAGUUCCAGUUGUGGCCGACUUGGGUUGCUGCGCUCAUCUCGCUUUAUUGGCCGAAGAAGCCGGCGUACGGCUUCCAGGUCAUGCGGCCAGCAUGACUAAGCCGCUUCUGGCAAACCAGAGCAGCACACGGAGCGGUACCUAUUUAUCUACUUGCACUUUGAUGUGCUUUCGAACUGCUAGGUUGGCAGGAGCAGGGACCGAGCAAUGGUAGCUCACCCCGUCGCGGGGAUUUGAACCGCCGACCUUCUGAUUGGCAAGUCCUAGGCUCUGUGGUUUAAUGCACAGCGCCACCUGUGUCCCUUCGAGUUCAGCUAUACGGGAAGCUUAAAAAAUGAGAGUUUCUUAGUCACCUAAUGCCUAUUUACUUUAUGGGGUUCACUGCCACUAAAUGUGGCCGUCCUUAUCCUCGGUAGCUUCAUAAGAGAAUUGGAAACCUCCAAGCAAAGCCUCAAAUGAGCGAGAUUUGUAGGGGGGACUUUUUUUAAAAAAACACACACAUUUGCAUCCUACCUUUCCACUUAAGAAGCUUGAGGUGGCUUCUCACGGUUCUUCCCCCUCCCCAUUUUACCUUCAUGACAGCCCUGUAAGGUAGGCUACACUAAGCAGCUGCGUGUGACCUAAGGUCACCCAAUGAGCUUCGUGAUUCAGCGGGGUGCACACCCAGUGCAUUUUGCCUGCUCCAGCCAUGAAAGGAUUUUGUUCUACUUGUUGUAAUAGUUCGCUUAAAGCAUGGUGUCGUUCAGCGAACAACUUUAUGGAAGGUUAGACAAAAUCAUAAAGGAGAAAAGUGUGAAAGUGGCUAUGGCUACAUGGAACCUCCAUGUUUGGGUGCUGCAUAUCUCUUUAAUAUCCGAUACAAAGGACAAACCACAGUGAAAGGCAGUUUCAUCAUGCCAUUCUUCAUUAGCAACCAGAAAUGUACAAAAGAAAGAGCAUCUCAAAGCGCCAAAAUUCUGACACGCUUUUUUCGCACAAAAGGUGGCAAACAUAUACCCUCAGUCCUUGAAGUGUUCCAAGCUAAACCCCUAGCACAUUUAUUAUAUGGGGCUCAGAUUUGGACUGGCACUUACCUUGGUUCUACGGAAGCUGUCCAAUCAAAAGUUCUUAAGGCAAUUUUUUUCUGUUCCACCCUGUGUCCCAAAUGCAUCAUUGCGCCUAGAGCAUGGGUAGGCAAACUAAGGCCUGGGGGCCGGAUCCAGCCCAAUCGCCUUCUAAAUCUGGCCCCCGGACGGUCCAGGAAUCAGUUUUUUUUUUUUUUUACAUGAGUAGAAUGUGUCCUUUUAUUUAAAAUGCAUCUCUGGUUUAUUUGUGGGACAUAGGAAUUCAUUCAUUCAUUCCCCCCCCCCAAACUAUAGUCCGGCCCCCCACAAGGUCUGAGAGACAGUGGACUGGCCCCCUACAGAAAAAGUUUGCUGACCCCUGGCCUAGAGGCUAAUCUUUCAUCGGUAGAAUUACGGAUCUGGCAUAGGACACUCAAAUCCCCCGUCUAAUAUCCCUGGUGCUGCAAGAUUGUCACAAGAGUGCCUGGUCUAAAAUUGUCAAAAACUUCACUCUUGUGGUUUAUCACCACAAUAGCUACUCACUCACCUUGGGUUUUAGUAAAGCAAACAGUCUAAUCUGUCAGUGACUAAUGAUAUCAAGUGUCAGAACAACUUAGCCACAGUAAGGAAAUUUUGCCCAUGGUAUGACUAUUUUACACCUUCCCAUUUCGACUUUCUGGCACCCUAUCUGCAUAACCUAGCAAUUCCAAAAUAUAGCCCUCGGCGGUUCUUGAGGAACGAUUCCAACAAAUUCAACAUGAAAAACGCUUAUGUCCCUGUGGAGAUGGCAGUACUGAAUCAGUGGCACUUGCACUUUUUAUAAAGACUUGAGAAAUGAGAUUAUCACCCUUCUUAUAUUGUUCAUUCUGGGUCGUCCAACCACUGCCACAGUGUCUUUUCUCUUGGCAGAUCAAGAUGAGCAGAUGACAGCAAAGGUUGCAAGGUUUUUAGCUGGGGCAAUCAAAAUAAGGUCCACUCUUUGACUCUUGAUUCAGGACUGUAAUGUGUGUUUUAUAUAAUUGACUUUUAUUUCUGUUCUUUGUAUAUUACAUUGUUCUUUUAUUGCUAUGGCCGAUGGCUGACGCAAAUAAAGAUUAAUUAAUUCAUAACAACUUGAUGAACUUCCAAAUUGACUGUAAUUUCUAAAUGAAGAGGAAGGAGUGGGAACAUAAAUACAUCACUGAGAAAGGAAGAGAGAAAUGUGACUUGGAUUUUUUGUUGUUGUGCUGCUCAAUAUAAUCUCAUUUUCACAUCCUUUACGAAAGGAGUGGGGCUUGUGCUGUUGCAUAACAUUUGACUUGCAGCUAUACAAAAUAAUUUGUUCUAUAUCACUCAAGAUAAUCCUCAUUUUCACAUCCUUUCCAAAAUGAAUGGGACUGCAGCUGUUGUGUAACAUAAAAUGUUUUCAUAUCAUGGUGCAUGUAAAUCUGAAAGAGUGCAGCUGAAUUUCAUUAAAGUAAAGGGGUGUUUUUCCACAGAUUUAACAAGAGGCCAGUUCCAUUACUAUUAUAACUUUUCUAACUACAGCAGUUAUUUCAUGAAUAACUAUGCCCAUCUUCCAUGCACAUUAGUCUCUUUUCUCCAGAAACAUUUAUAACUUGUCUAAUAAUUGUAAUACUGAACAAUUUUUCAAAAAAAUAUUCUUUUAUUGCAGGUGAAGAGACUAGGCAUAGUUGCUGUUAGUAAGUAUAUUGUUCUAUGUAUGUGCAUUUAAUAUGUGGUUUAGUUUUGUAUCUUUCUUUACAAAUUGUAAGUUGCGGUGGAUACUGUUUAUGUACAAAAAUCGUGCUAAAAGUUGUAAAAUCCACUACAAAAUGGAGUGUUUUGUACCCAAGUUUAAUUGGACAUCUGAGGCAGAAAAUCUCUUAACUGACUCUACUUGGGAGUAAUAACAAUAAAUUAAAACUUGUUGCCCUUCCACCAUGCACUGGAGGAACUUGUGUCUGAGUAAACUUUGUGUUUUAAGUCCUGUUUAUCUUAGAGCAUUCAAAUGAAUGUGCCUUCUGGUCAUUCUUACUGAUGGAGCACACAGUAAGUUGUGUGUUUUAGUUCUAAGCAUGUGUCGACAUUUUGUGUGUGUAUUUCUAGUAGCAUUGUUUUCAGUAUACUGCAAUGUUGAGGGAAAUUAUCAAUACAUCACAAUGUGUCUUCUUUGCUGUAUGUACUUUAAAAUUGAUAGAGCUUGCUCUUUUUGUUUCCCUUAUCUUUUAGGCAAUGCUUUGCCACAGGACAUUACCUCUUUGGCAGCGGACAGAAUGUUGGUCUUUGCAUCUUGUGGCAGUCUUCUCCAUGCUUUUGCUCGGAACAAAGAGGUUUGUAUAAUUAUUAAGCAAGAUAUUCCAAUUUGUAUCGGAUCCUGAAAGUAUUUAGGCUGCAAACCUGUAUCCACAAACCUGGGAGUAGUUGAAGUUCACAGAAUUCUAUAGAACUUGCUUUUGAGUAUACAUUUGUAUUCAGGAUAUGGGUGCUGUAUUAUUAAUGUAUGGGUGAUUUGCCGCUGCAUAUCUCAAAGGUGGGCUGGAGUUGCUCUGAAACCUUAGUAUGAUGUUACAGUCAAUACAGUGGUGCCUCGCAAGACGAAAUUAAUCCGUUCCUCGAGUGUCUUCGUCUAGCGGUUUUUUUGUCUUGCGAAGCAACCCUAUUAGCGGCUUAGCGGAUUAGCGCUAUUAGCGUUUUAGCGGCUAUUAAAGGCUUAGCGGCUUAGCUGCUAAAAGGCUAUUAGCGGCUUAGAAAAAGGGGGGGGGAGCGAAAAAAAAAUCUCAAGACUUGCAAGACAUUUUCGUCUUGCGAAGCAAGCCCGUAGGGAAAUUCAUCCUGCGAAGCAACUCAGAAACGGAAAACCCUUUCGUCUAGCGGGUUUUCCGUCUUGCGAGGCAUUCGUCUUGCAGGGCACCACUGUAUCUGGUUUACAUUUGGAAUUGUUUAAAAUAUUAAUUCUGAAAUUGGUACAGCUGGGAUCUUGUAUGGGUCAUAUUAUAACUCUUGAAUCCAGUUUGGGCUGUAUGUUAUACUUGUAUUCUGCCUUUCGACCUAUGCCUUUCCCAUCAAUGUCAGGGAACCUUUCAUCCCUCACUAUGGCUGGAACUGAUCAGAGUUGAAGUAAUAACAUCUGGAGGGCCUCAGGCUUCCUAUACCUGUUCUAAAUAGUGCUGAAGGCACUUCAUGUCCAGAUAUGAUUUCAUACCUCUAAGGAAAUAACUAAGAUACUUUGAAUUGCAGGUGGUUCACACUUACAAAGGUCACAGAGCAGAUGUUCACCUUAUACUGCCAUUUGGGGAUCAUUUGAUAUCUGUUGAUCGUGAUAACAUUCUCAUUAUUUGGGAUGUACAGACUGAAGGUAAUAUUUGACCCUUUUUAAAGUAAUAACUAUUCAGAGAAAUAAAUUUUUAAAACAUAUUUGUAGCAUAUAUGGCAGCUAAUGCUCUUCUUUGUCCUGCAGAAGAAUACUUGCAGAUGAAUUUUGAUAAGACAGUGUUUGCUGUUUCUGCAGUUAUGCACCCAAGUACCUAUUUGAAUAAAAUUCUUCUUGGUAGUGAACAAGGAAAUCUACAGUUGUGGAAUGUAAAAUCCAAGUAAGAACAUGUCUCUCUCCCCCACCCAACUUCCUGACCCAAACUACAAAUGUAUUAGCCUGGUUAUCAGUCAUUUACUCCCGUAAAAUGUGGAAUUAAUGCAGAACGCUGAUGGAUUGGAGGUGGACAAUUUUCCAAUGUUGUUUGAUUCUAACAGACUAAAUCGUAAAUAUGGCCAUAAGUGAAACAAUCACAUGCUAGUGGUUCUCAAACUAAAGCUAUACUGAAGGGCUUGUUUAGCAACGAGCCUGUUCAAAUUACAUAGGAAAUAACUGAGAAUAUUUGAAGUGAGCAUGGAUUUUGUUUAUGUUUCUAAGACAGUAGAAGGGUUACGUCGUUUUGAUCUAAAAAUAUGGGCCAACGUCACGAGCACUAUUUUCCUUGUUUAGUUUUAUUUAAAUGAGACUUGCACUAUGCACCUAUUGGUGACAUUGAUGAGUAUUGUCUUAGGGGUGUCUUUGCAUAGAGACAGUGGCCCUGACAACUGUGAGAAGAUUGAACCGCCGUAGCUUUCCUCUCCCUUGUUUCCCAAUGCAGGCUCCUGGGUCUCUACCAGAAAGGAGCUCUCCUGAAAGAAAUGCUAUGAGGACAGAGGAGUCCUGGGGAAGUGGGAAUUGGCUAAGAUUGGGCAGAGGCACUUUGCAUGAGUGGAGUUUCCUCCUGCUCUUACUUCUUGGAGCCUAAGACAAUGCUAGUAGUAUUCCCCCCACCCCAAUAAAUAGCACCCCAGAAGUUUUAAGAAUUUUUUCUGCAAAUGCUGGUUUUGUGUUUAACAUCCAUUCUGAUGUAGUUUUGUUUCAUGGCAUUAAAAUUCACUAACCUCUUUCUCUCCCCCCACCAAAGCAAACUUUUAUAUACAUUUCCCGGCUGGGGAGCAGGAGUGACAGUCCUUCAACAGGUAACUGUGUGAAUGUAUAGAGGUUUGGAUCCAGAGAUCAGUCUGCAGAAGGUGGUGAGCAAAAAAUGAGCUUUCUGGCACCUCCUCUUCCUUCCGGUCUGCCCUUCUAAAAAGGCUUUUCCUAGGUUUGGGGAACCCUGCUAAAUAGUUUGGACCAAGGGGGGAGGUGAUGGAAAAUCAAGUGAAAACACCUGAAAAAGUGGCAGCUCCAAUUACCUCCUGCAGGCUUAUCUCUGGUUUCAACCCAGCGACAAUUACAUACUGUUCCUUGAUAGUUAUUUUCAGAUUGCUUUAUUAAUGUUCUCUGCUAGAUCAAAUAGGUAUAGCCCACAAUGCUAAGCCUGUCCCUUAAUUUCUAGUUCAUAUUAGCAGAUCUACUACUACUUUUGCAGGAUUCUGAAUGACAGACUUUAGUAAGCAAAGUCAAUGUACAUGUCAGUAUUCUUGAAAACACUGUAUACUUGGGCUGUAUUAUAUUGCUAGUGGCGUUGCAAAAAUAAUAUAUAUGCAGGGGAUUUUUCUUUAAAUAAAUGAGUCUAGCUCUUGCGAACCUGAAAUUCAUUCAAAAAGUCUAUGCUAAAAAUUAGCACUAGAAUAGAAAUGGAACGAUCACAUGCAGGCUUCAGUCUACACACCCUUAUCUAGAAGUAAGUUCUGUUCCAUUUAAUGGAUUUUUUUAAAUUAAUGCAGUAUGUUUGGGUUUAGACUGUUAAACCAUGGUCCACAAAUCACAUAUUCUUAAACUGUAGUAAUCUUGAGACCAUGUAUUGUAGCUGGGUUUGUUUUUUUAAGAAUUCAACCUGUAUGGAGCUCAUUACUUGUGCUCUUCUUCUAAACACUUCUAUUUGAACAUAAUUAGAAUGGUGUCAGUGUCCCAAAUUAUAUACUAGUAGGUUUUACGCAAGGCUGUAAUCCUUAAGCACACUUGUUUGGAAGUAAGCCCCAGUGAGGUUAGUGCUAAAUAUAUGCAUCCAAAAUUUGAUUUCAUCCAAACGUCCAAUCUUAGGUGGAAGAGUUGUAAUUAAAAUGUUAAUGUGUACUGUGAGUGGUGUGGCUCUGAAUGUAUGUUCCCUUGCUGUGUAUUCAUAUAUUUGAUAUGAAAGACAAUAAGGUUUGCACAAAGGCUUGCAAGCUGUUGAAAACUGGGCUUUAGUGUUAAUACAGUAAGUUCUGUGGCCUGUUAUAAUCAAAGAGUGUGUUAAGUUAGAGGUAGAGGGAUGAAUCAUAUGAAACAAGCAAACUUAUGCUCAUGGAUCAAGACCUCUGAACGACCCUCUGGAGUGGUGGGCUGUAGUUGGGAGGGGGAGUCAAAUUAAAUCUCUUCCCCCCCCCCCACGCUCCAAACGAGUACAGCGUGUGUGCACAGAGCACCAUUCAAUCCAAGUGAAAGUUUACUAAAGAGAGUAUUAUUAGAGAGUAUUAGUCUACAGCUUCCGCAGCUUUUUUUGCCCUGGCUUCAGAUGGUGAAACGCACUCCAAAUAAAGAUGUAAGUAGGUGUAAAAAUGUGUAGAACUAAUUUGUUUGCACUUCCUCCAAAAAUGGCAACAUUUUGAUGAAAGCUGACCAAACCUACUGUAUCACCCGAAGUCUCCUAUAGCCUCUCUUGCUGCUUCUGUGGAGGUUGAAGGAAACAGGCAAGAUCUUGGAGUUAGCAUCUCACCUAGUCUGAACUCUGAGGCUCCUUCCAUUUUGGAAAUAUUAGAAGAUGACUGGGAAAUAACGCCAUGGAAUAAUGAUUACAUGCAUCUCAUUCUAUUCAGUAUGCAAUAAUAAAAAUGCAUGACAGUAAACAAGCUUUGAAAUUGGAAAAGCAUGUCUUUGAUGCAGCAAGCUCAUUCUUGUCUAAAAAGUAACAAAAGCCUCAUUAGGAUGAACUUGUGUGCUUACUCAGAACUUGGUGAUUUCAUUCAGGUGUGCCCAGGAAAAGUUUCUAAUGGAAUCUUACCACACAUUCUUAAUAGGUUAUUUAUGCUCAGUUGCAAAAUAUAAAAAGUUGCUGUUGUUUAAUAGUAUAACUUUCUUUGCAGGCCCCAGCAGUGGAUGUCAUUGCAGUAGGUCUUGUGUCUGGUUACAUCAUAGUGCACAAUAUUAAAUUUGAUGAAACGCUGAUGAAAUUUCAACAAGACUGGGGUCCCAUAACAGCAAUAUCAUUCCGUACAGGUACACUUCAGCACUUAUUAGAAACCUCAGACAUGAGUUAAAGCCUUAAGUUGAAAUACAAAUUUAAGUAUAAACUACUUGUCAACUGUUGCAAGCUAUCAUAAGGCCAGGACUGACAUGUACAGGUAAUUGGUCUUGCUGUAGUUGCAUUCAGACAGUCCUCCAAUUGAUGGCUUGAAGAUCACAGAUGAUUCUGAACGUUCUAUUCUCCCCUUGCAUGCACAGUUUUUAUGGAAAUUUUUCUGGUCUAAUCAAACGAUAGUUUAUUGUUAUGUCUGAACAGGAAAAUUGUGGCGCGAGUGAUUUAAUCACUCACCCUCUCCACAUCAAUUUUGAUGUUAGUUGGCUUUCUUUCCCAGUUGUAUGCUCUUCAGUAUUACUUGUUUUGAUUUAAGGUUUCUGUAUUUAUGUUUUGUUUCUUUUCUGCAUGUGAUCAGAUGGACACCCAGUUAUGGCUGCUGGAAGUCCUGUUGGGCAUAUUGGGUUGUGGGAUCUAGAAGAAAAGAAACUUCAGGGCCAGAUGAGAGAUGCCCAUUCUACAGCAAUUUCGGGUAUGACAUUUGUCCAAGGGGAACCACUUCUUAUUACCAAUGGUUCGGACAAUGCAAUAAGGGUAAGUUAUAUAGCUUUAACUAAUUAAUAUUCCAUUUCCAAAGUGAUUUCCCCUGCCCCUUUCUGAUGAUCCUAAGAUGAUUCAUGCACCUAGUCAAGUACUUUAUUUUAUUACGGUCAUAGACCAGCAUAAGCAAAACAUCUAAAUAAAUAGCAUAACAGUAUAAAUCUAAGCGAAUAAUUAUUAAAUAAAUAGGAGCAAGAACCAACGUAGAUUUAAACAUAUACACAGAAUACUUAAUUACUUAAUUCAUCUAGAAACACAAUGUAUACUCCUUCUUUUUGUUCUUGGGAACAAAAAUACUGUGUAGUUGUGCAAAACUGUGGUAGAGCAUUAUGGUACGUCUGUAAGAUGCCCUCUUACGUUUGUUGUUGCAUAAUUAGGUUUCAUUUGUUGAGAAACAGCAGGCAAUCUCCACAGUUCUGCUAAGCCAGUCAUUACUAGUGAUAUAACUAUCACUAUCUGGUUGAGGAUUUGAAUGAGCAAUUAUGUACCGUUAAAUCACUUCCUCCUCCUCUCCCUGUCCCCAAUCUAGAACAGUCUUUUUACAAGUUUUCUCUUAACAAGAAAAGGCAUAUUUGUGCUCUUGGAUAAAAUUUUAAAAAUCACUUAUGCAUUGUUUCCUGCUCUUAUAAAAAACACAAAGAUUAGGAUCCAAGUACUUACAUUAGGAAAUACUUCUUGGCUAAAAGGUAUUCCGAAGCAUGAAGUAUCUAUUAUUUGCAAAAAAUAAUGGAGAAGGUUUUGUAUGUCCUUGAAUGAAACAUGAGUGUGGCCACAUACAGCGCUUCUGAAUAUUACUAGUUUAUUGGUUUAUUACUGUGCAUUUAUUUUGCUUCAAGCUUAUUUUCAAGUCUUGCUUUCCUUUACACUUGUUUUCUUGCGUUUGUUUACUUGUUGAAUAGGUAUGGAUCUUUGAUGGCCCUGGAGGAAGUGGCAGAUUGCUGAGAUUCCGAAUGGGCCACAGUGCACCUCCAACGAAAAUCAGAUAUCAUGGGCAAAAUGGGCAGCAAAUUCUCAGUGCCGGUAGGAAUUCUCCCAGCUUCCUGUUAUGUUGAAAUGAGUAAUACUGUUUUUGGAUCAAGUCACGUGAAGUUCAGUUUCUUGUGAUUAAGGAUUAGUCAUAGGCCAGCCAAUUUAUCUCUGACUUGUUUGGUUUUGCUCCAGUAUGCAGGUUGGAUCUUGAACAUAGUUUUAUCUUUCUCAAUUGCUGCUACUUAAGUUGACAAAAAUAGGAGUUUCGAUUUGAAAUUGAAGACUUGGUUUUCUUGUAAAAGUCGGCCCCUGUCCAAAUAACGUAAUACAAUAAGCCCACAACUUGUGCACGCGUUACUUAAUGUGAUUAGAACAUUGCACAGGGGGGAAUGAAUGAAUGAAUGAAUGAAUGAAUAGAGAGCCAUGGAAACCCACCAUUCUCUGAUCUUUCAUUUAUUUCCCCACCGGCACCGGCACCAGCACACCCAGCUAUAUCUUCCUCUCUUACAAGCAUCCCAGAGCCCUCGUACCACCUCCCCAAAGUCCAGUAAACAUGGUCACACCUUCCUUACCAGCCUCUGGAAAGGAGGUGUGCGGGCUCUGGGAGCAUCUCAGAGGCCAGUAAGGAAGGCACCCUACUCGCACUCAGGACCCUCCCACGACCUUCCCAGACCCUAACGAGCAGCUCUCCGCCUGCCGGGGGGGGGGGGAGAGAGGUCGGGAGAGCGUUCCUGACUUCGUGCGAUUUUGCCUUUGUGUUCAGACCCCGGAACUGAACCAUUGUGUAAGUAGUGGGCCCAAUGUAAUUUAACACUGCAUUAGGAGAUAAUUUCAAGCUUUGUUGAUUGGUUAUUAACCAACAGGACACACUGCUGGCAGAAUGAAUUCCUCCCUCUCCUCUGCAGCCCAUCUCCUUCCCCAAAAAAUAUACUCAGAAGGGUUAGACGAUCCUCCAGAGAAGAGAGGAGGGGGAGGCAAGUCAGUGGUGAGACGUUGGAUGCAAAAGCAAGGUUUUCUCCAACAAUUUCUAUAACGGUUUACAUUUAAAAGUUGCCUAAAAUGAACUGAUGCAUAGGUAUACCUACAUUUUCUUUUAAUGUUCUACUGUAGGACAAGAUAGUACCUUGCAGUCAUUUUCCACGGUGCAUGGGCGAUUCAAUAAAAGCUUAGGACGCGGUGAGUGGGACUACGCAAUGCAUAAUCAAAUGUCUGUGAAGGUAUUUUGGUGUAUUGAACCUGUACGAGUGCUAAAAUAUUGUGUAGCUGCUCGGUGAACCCAGAUUACUUAUAGUUUCUAGCUGCUCUUUGUUUGCGCUCAGACUCUUGUUGUUUAAUGACUGGUAAACAAUCCUGAACCAGAGGAAAUAAUACUCUGUAAAGAAAGUUCUAUUGAAAUGAGUGAAAUUUCUUAUGAUAAAAUUUUUUUGUUUGUGCUUUUGAAACUUAACACCUGAUCCUAAUUUCAGUGUAAUUUUUCUUUUGACAUAGUAUUGGGUGGUGGCAUGGCAGAGUUAGGAAACAGCCUUCCCUAAGACUUAAUAUGUUCAAACCGUCAGUGUGUGGCGUACAUUUGUGUCAUGUUUCUCAUCUCUUGAAGGUUCCAUAAAUAAAAAGAAAUCAAAAAGGAAAGGACUCCGGUAUGAUACAAUGACUCUUCCACCUAUUACAACAUUUGCUACAGGUGCGUAAUUCUUUGCUUGUCUUGAAUGAAUGAGCUAAUACGACAUCAAGUCUCCCCCCCCCUUCCCCUGCCCCCAUUGAAUAGCAUCUUACGUGGCUGAUGAGAUUCCAAGUAAAUCUAGAAUGACAUGCAUUGGGGAAAACAAUGCACACUGAUGGGAACCAAAGUGGCUGUGACUAUCCAGAAAAGUAAUUGGUGGAUGGCUCAGUGAAAACACUAACUCACUGUGCAGUUGUGUUGAAAAGGUCAAAUCCCAUGUUGGAGGUGAUUAUAGAGAAGAGAUUGAAAAUGAAAGGCUCCUCUAAUAAUGGCUAUGUACAGAAAUCUACAGUGCAAUUCUUAGCAGCCUAUUUGUAUAUUUUAUUUAUGGCGUUUGCUGCCACGUCGUGCUGUGAUGGGCGCUGGCUGACCUCACAUUAAAAGCAGCAUAGACCAAUUCAUGGAGGGCGGAACUAUCUAGGGCUGUUGGCUAUGACAAUUAAAUGGGACUUCUAGACUUAGUGGCAGUGUGCUGCAAUUAGAUGUUGGAAGCAGGACACUGGACUGCAUAGACUACUAGUCUGAUUACACAGCGCUGCUCUUAAGUUGUUUUUUCUACUCCCAGUGCAACAAGUUCCUCCGGCCUGGUGGAACGCUCUGUCUCAUGAGACCAGGGCCCUGCAGGAUCUGAUUUCUUUCCGCAGGGCUUGUAAGACAGAGUUGUUCCGCCUGGCCUUUGGCUUGGAGCCAAUUUGAUUCCCUCCCUCUCUUUUUUCUUUUCCUUUCUCCUCCUUCGAUGAGGCUACAUUUUAAUAUUUUAAUGUUUCAAUAUUUUAAUGUUGUAUUUUAAUGUUGUUUUUAAGUUGUAAUCAUUCAACUUGUUUUUAUUAUUGCUUGCUAGCUGCCCUGAGCCCGGCCUUGGCUGGGGAGGGCGGGGUAUUAUUAUUAUUAAUAAUAAUAAUAAUAAUAAAUAGUGCUAUAGGUUGUUCUUACAAUAUUCAUUCUGUUAAACGUUAAGUGGGUAGUUUCACAUAAGCAGAGCUGGCUGUAUCAGGCCAGUGGCCCAACUGGUCCAGCAUGCUGCUCUUACAGAGGCCAAGCAGAUGCCCGUGGGAAACUAGGGAGCAGAACAUGAGCACUCAUGCACCCCCCCAUGUGGUUUCCAGCAAUUGGUAUUCAGAAGCAUUGCUGCCUCUAGCUGCAGGGGAUAGAGCACAGUCGUCAUGACUAGUCCACCAUGAAUUUGUACAGUCCUCCUUUAAAGCCAUCCAUAGUUGGUGGCCUCCUGGGGAGCAACUUCCAUCGUUUGACGGACUACCUUGUGCUGGACGUACUCUUUACAGUUAGGAUAAUGGCAGACAUGGAACCCUUGUACUGUAACCAUGCACAGUGGUACCUCGGGUUACAUACGCUUCAGGUUACAGACUCCGCUAACCCAGAAAUAGUGCUUCAGGUUCAGAACUUUGCUUCAGGGUGAGAACAGAAAUCGUGCUCCGGUGGUGCGGCAGCAGCAGGAGGCCCCAUUAGCUAAAGUGGUGCUUCAGGCAGGUUAAGAACAGUUUCAGGUUAAGUACGGACCUCCGGAACGAAUUAAGUACUUAACCUGAGGUAUCACUGUAUUAAAUUAAACAACUGCUAAACAAUUGUUAUAAAAUGUGUGCAAAGCUAUUUUUCCAUGGGACAAUUGCUUCUUGAUUAAGAGUUGUGCCUUUUAACGUAUUUUGAUUGUGUUACAGAGGUCGCCCGUCAAAGUGACUGGGAUGGGAUCAUUGCUUGCCAUCAAGGAUUUCUAACCUGUACUACCUGGAAUUAUCAGAAAGGGUCAAUGGGAAUUCAUAAACUGGCGCCACAAGACUUCAGCAAAAAUAGACCUCUUGGUGUAUAUGCAACAGUAAGGGUUGUUUUUAACUGAUUGAAGGAUAUAGUUCUGUUGUUGUUUUUUUUUUUUUUUUUUUAAAUCAUAUUUAUUAAAGUUUCCAAAAAUAUAAAAAUACAAAGAAAAAAAGAAAAAGAAAAAAAGAUAUUUAAAAACCUUACUUUCAUUGCCUACUUUCUGGGACUCCCCUCCCCCGACUGUAUUCCCUUUCCUUAAUUUAAUUCUACAAGCUCUCACUCCCGAUUUGAAGCUUAAUUUGUUUAACCCACUAUCCAUAUUGAAUUGUACAAAUCUUACCACCGUCCCACAUCAUUAACAAGAAAAGAAAAAGAUUUUCCCCAAGAUCCACCCCAGUUCCUUCCACGAAUUCCCUUUUUUAAACACGUCCAAUCAAAAUAAAAUGACAUACGUAAGUUAUGUAAAAAAAUAAAAAUAAAAGAUAUAAAAAAUUCAAAAGAUGGUUACACAGCCUUUGGAUUUCAAAUCUCCCCCUUCCCCGGUUUGAAUUCCCCAUAUCCAUCAGUCUGUGCAUUAUCAGCUUGGAAGUCUCAAUUCAUGACCAAAUUUCUCCCGAUUCCAUCUUGCCGGUUUUCUUUUAAUUUAUUAAUAAUAUGUAACUUCAAGUGUCCAAUCUAACAAAGGCCUUUAAUUUCCUUGAUCUUUACCACUCCUCCCGUUGUUCUUUCCGUGUCGUAAUCAGUCCUUUGUUCUUCUUUUCCUCACUUUCUCAGGUUUCUUGUCCUGUUCAGCUGCUAAAACUUUCUAAUUCAGAAAUCUGAUAUCUCUGCAGAGGUUUGUUAUUCAGGAACAAAACUGACGUCCAGUCCCUUCCUUUCUUCAAUAGAAAAUUCUAUUGUCUCCUUUAAUGUAAAUACCUCUGUAGACAAAAUACUAUUUCAGUUUUGCAGCUUUCCCAAAAGAUAACAAGUCCUGUGCGAAUCCCAGAGUAUUUUUCCACUUACGACCGUUCUUGUAAUAUCCCGAAACCCCUCUCGGGGGAUUGUAAUAACUUUGUAUCCUCUAAUCCAAAAGUCAAAUUGUUGGUUAUUUUCCAACAGUUUAUAUCCAUAUUGUAGCAAAUUGUAGCAAAAUUAACCGGCAAAGUCCUCAUAACAAAGUCCUCUUUAUAUUCUCCAACUUUGACAGCCACUUUGACAGCUGUCAAAGUCUCCGUCUCUCUUCACCAGGCUCCACGAAUCGCCCCGGUUCCCAGGGGGGGGGUUGCAUUUUUCUUCUCGCCCUCCACUCUUCUCCUCCAGCACAGUUCUUAUAAUUUCCCAUCGUGAAAUUAAUGGUUUUUAUCAAGAAUAUACUUCCCUUUGGACCUUGGUUACCCAGUCCUUGUUUUGGAAUGCUUACAGUAGGGGGAUUGACUUCCUUUCAAAUCGCCCCCGCUCGUGCCAAAUCCGAAAUUUUAAACCCGGUUUCCCAAUUACUCACGGGUUGUUGUUAAUAGUCCAAAUUUUCAAUGGAAGAAGUCAGCGCUCUCCGUCGAAUGGCAUGCGGCUGCGCUCGGCAGGGAAAGCAGAAGACUCAAAGCACCACGCCGCUCCCCGGCACCCGAUCCGAAGCCUUUUUAAAGGCUCCUUCACGAGUCGGGAGGGCGCUAAUGGUGCAAGCCGAGUCACCCAUGUCCACGGACUCCGUGCCCGUGGUUUUUAAGGGUCCCCGCGUCGCCGGCGCGGUAGGACCCAGCCCCUGCCGAGCAGACUCCCUCCGGAGCUCGGAGGGAGUCCGCCAUUCGGCGAUGGCGCCAACCCGGAAGCUCUGUUGUUGUUUUUAAGUGUACAGAAAAACCCGCUCAUAAUUCAGAAUGACAUAACCAAGAUAGGUUGAUGUUGUUGUUGUUGUUAAAAGCAGUAAUAUAUUUAAAAUACAAUAAACCAGAUGCACAAACAGAGAGCCAUCACUGAAAGGGCCCAUUGUUGUUUACCUAAGACUUUAGGGCUUAAUUGGAGGGCAGUUAGGUAUGUUUGUGGUUGGUUGGUUGGUUGGUUGGUUGAGUGUACUUAUAUGCCACUUUUCCACAAAGCGGCUUACAGGAAACAUCCAAAAUGUCAAAAUGCAAGCAUACGAAAUACAGAGAGCAUGUCAGUAAAUUCAGAAAUGACAAAAAUCAACAAUUUGCUGCUGUUUGACUGUUAAAUUCGGUAUUACAAGGAAAAAAGCAGUCUAGGUUUAAGUACAUAAAUACAAAGAAAGCAAGUGUUAACUGACAAGAAGGGUUCUCGUUCUGGUCUUUGUGCACACCAGAGAGCCUGGCUUAACUACAGCUGAGAGGGGAAGGGACUUCUCAUCAGGCUAAGUGACAUACAACUGCCGCUCAUACGUUAACUCCAGAGGAGACUGGCAGCAGCAGCAAAAGGCAAAUGCUUGAGAAGGCAAUGAUGGUCAGUCUCUUCCCCUGCCUCGAAGUUACCACUUCUGUUUUUUUUUUAAAAAAUAAUAUUUAUUAAGAUUUUUAAAAUUACAGGAAAAACAAAGAAGAAAAAGAAAGAGAAAGAACAAAAGAAAAACAAACCACAAUCAAACAAUACAAAUUGGUAAAAAUCAAAAUAAAAAAAUAACAACAAAACAGAUAACAGAGCACAAUCAAAAAACAAAAAUAAGCCACAGAAUUUUUAAAAACAAAUCCAAUAUUCUCAAAUUCUUAACUGUCAUUACCUUCUUUCAUUGACCUCCUCACUCCUCCCUUUUUUUGUAUCCUAGUUGUUAAUUAUCACAGCAAAUCCUUUCCAUUUUUCAUAAUAUUCUGUCAUUACAUUACCUUAAUCUAUUUUAACCUUAUUUUACUAUAAAGAACCCUAAAACUUAAAACUUACAUCUUAUUUAUACCAAUUUCUCAUAACCAUAAGAUAUUCUUACAUAAUUCUUUUAACAUUUUUGCUAAAGUCAAAUAAUUUCGUUCCAACAUUUUUCUAACAUUCAUUAAUUUUAUAAGGCAAUCCUAAUAAUUUUUUUUUUCAAAUUUUCUUCCAAUCUUCAUCCAGCGUCUCUUCCUCCUGGUCCCGGGUUUUGUCAGUCCUUUCUAUCCCAUCAAUCUGGUGCAUUAACCUGGUAAUCUUAUGUCCGAGGCCCUUAAGUCUCUUCCAUGUCCCUUCCGCGGCUCUUCUUCAUAUUUAUACCUAUACUUUACUUUGUCUCCUGCUCCUUUCACUCGUGGGCACUCCAGCUUGACAGUGUUUUUGACCCUUCUCGACAAAUCAGCCCCUUUUCCAUAGUCCUCACUAAACUCCAUGUGGUAUUUAAGAACAUAUUUCAAAGUCCCUCCAGAAUUAAGAGCCCCCACAACCCCAAACAUCUCGUGGCCCAUUGCCAGACUUGGAAAGUCAAAACAUCCCUGCAUAGGGGGGUCUAUCAACCCCCCAUUUCCAAACCAAACAAAACUUUAUCUCUCCAAAUCUGGCGUUUUCCAAGUUCAUUUAUCAAAUCCAACAACUCAUGUUCCUGCUGGGCCACAACUCCCUCCAUCUCUGGCAUCCGAGGUUCAGCAACAUCUUCUUCCCUCAUCUGAUCUGUCAGAGCACAGUUCUGAUUUGAUUCCUGGGUGGGUUCUAUAUAGUUACCCACUACCUGUCCAAAAUUUCCGAACGCAACAGUCAUCAAGUCCGUCUUCUCAUGUAGCUGAUCCAAUAGGGCACUUGUUUUACAGAAAGCACGCACCAAGGCUUCUGAAUACAUUGUUCUGCAAGGUCAGAAGUCUGUUCCCACGAUCGUAAUCUGUUACAGCUGCAGAGCUCCCCGGUUCAAAUUUGGUAACAGUUUCACAGGCUCCCUCUAGGGUUUAAAGACAGAUCUAACAACAAAGUUUACUUUUUCAGAUAUUUUGUCAAUAUUGUUCCUUUAAAAUGCGAAGAAGAACAAUGGAAUCACUAUGUUUCUCUUCUUUUAACUAUCUGUCAAAGACGUUUGUCUAUGGUCAAUGAGCUUCCUAAAGAACGUCUGUCUUGACACCCGGCUCCCAGGUUCAAGACGGUGGAAAAUUACUUUUCUUUACACUCACUUCUGCAGGUUUAAACAGUCCGGAAAAAAAUCCCCCCUCUUCUCCUGCUCCCGAAGGGGGUUCAACAAUUUUAAAUGAUGAAAGUUAAUCCUUUAGAAACUAUUUUCUGAAACUUUAGUUUGCCAUGUCUUUGCUUUAAUCUGUCUACAAGAAACGGAAGGCUGACUUCCUGUUUAGACCUUCCCGUUUCAGUACCAAAUUAAGAAGAAUUUCUUAGUCCAAUUUUCCUUUCUACUCGCAGGUCGUUUUUUAAAGUCCAAUUGUCCAAAAUUAAGUUACUCACGGGUAAUUGUUUUAAAAGCCAAAUUGUCCCAGGAAAAAGGCAGCGCUCUCCGGCAACGGCUGUGCGGCUUCGCUCCACGGAAGAAGCAGUUGACUCUCAGCACCGCGCCACUUGCCCCUCUUCGCUCCGGAGCCCGUAACGGAGUUCUUUUACGAGUUGGGGGGGUGCGAAAGGUGCCCGCCGAGUCCCAUGGUCACAGGCUUCAUCCGCCUGUGAUUUUUGAAAGGGUCCCCGCUUCGCCGUAGCGGGAAGACCCGUUUUCCGCGGAGCUAGUCCCUCCGGAUCAGAGGGAGUCCGCUAUUACCGAUGGCGCCACCCCGGAAGCCCCGAAGUUACCACUUCUGGUAACUUCGGUUAUUGCAUUGUAAAUUGCUCUGACACACUUUAGGGUAAAGUGGCAAGUAACUAAAGUCAAACCUCGGUUCCAGAACGCCUCUGUUUUGGAACGUUUCAGCUCCCAAACGCCGAAAACCCAGAAGUAACUGCUCUGGUUUUCGAACGAUUUUCGGAAGCUGAACAUGCUUUUGGAAGCCCUUUUCAUUUUUUCCCAUUGACUUUGCGGCCAGCCCAUUGAUCCUUGGUUUUUGAACUUUUUGGAAGCCGAAACGGUCUUCCAGAAUGGAUUAAGUUCGAAAACUGAGGCUCCAGUGUAUGCUAAAUCACAAUAAUAGCAAGAAUUUUUCUUUAUCUGAACAUCUCAGUAAUUUUUUGAAAGUAGAAUCAGUUUGUAUUGAAUAGUGUCUGUUUAAACAGUUAAGAAUCUGACAUUGUUAAUCACAAAUAUUGGAAGUAAGAUUUCAAAUAUUUGCUUCUAUAAAAAAAAACUUGUUUCUUUCUCUUUCCCCAAAAGGCAGUAGAUAUCAGUUCCUGCGGAAACUUUGCUGUAAUUGGACUUUCAACAGGACAUGUGGAUGUAUACAACAUGCAGUCUGGCAUUCACAGAGGGCGUUAUGGCAAAGAAAAAGGUGAAAAUAGGGCACUUAGAAAACAUUCUGGUUGAAAUCCAGUGCUGCCUUUUCUAUUGCAGAAUGUCUUUUGAUCCAGCCAAGACAUCUGCUAAUGUACAAAAAUGGGGGGAAGGCAGAGAUUUUUGUCAAUCCCUUCUCUCUGCUGCAACACUCUGUGGCCACCAAAAGUCUGCUCUAGAAGGCUGGAGAACCCUAUACAACAGUUUGGAAGAUUGCAGAAGUGAGAGGCAGGGUGUCAGUGAAAUUUCCCUCCCCAUAUCUUAAAUUAGUGGGUGCCUCAGCUGAAUCAAAAGCUGUUCCAUGAGCGGACAGCUGCAUUGGAGUUUACCCUCUUAACAACAGUUUCAGUGUUGUUGAGACUCUGGAUCGGAAAUACAUCCUCAGAAUGCUCUCCUGUAACAAUAUAUUCCUGCUAUACAGAGAAUGGGAUGUGCUGGCUUGUGUUUGCUCACACCUACGCUGAACAUCAUUUGUAGUAUUUGCCAUGUGAUUGGGAAUAUGCGUGUACAUGAGGAAAGCAUAUGCCUAUAGGGAUGUAGGAAAACAUGUCCAACUGCAAGCACAAUCUUUAUUUUGUAUUGCAGGGGGUGAGCAUAAGCCAAUGAGCCCUCUUAGGCACAUACUGUGUGACAAAUUUCCGGCUGCAUUUUCAAAUGUAUGAAUGUUGCCAGCAGAUUAAAUUGAGCCUUUGGAUUUGAUGUGCUGCAGAGAAGAGGCAGGAAGCUUUUGCACAACACUGACCUUUGGUUAUAGCUCAGGGGUGGGUAUCCCGUCGCCUUCCAAAUACUGUUGAACUCCAGCUCUCAUCAGCCCCAACUGUUAUGGCCACUGGUCAGGGAUGGAGCAAGUUGUAGUUUAGCAAAAUGUGGAGGCCCACAGGUUAAAUAACCCUGCUAUGGUCAGACAACAACUAGAUGGAUCAUUGCAUGCCUGUAUAUUAUGAUGGCAAUAAACCAGCAAUAACAAAGGUGCGUAUUGUUAUUUCACGCUGGCGUAGGGAGAUGCUUCUGAUACACAUGCCUGCCUUCUACAUGCACAGUGAGUUGUUAAGUCGUCUCUGCAUUAACAAGUUUGGGAUUCCAAUUUCAUAAGAUAGUGUGUCCCUUGUGCAUUUGGUGGCAUGGUUUAGCCAUGCAGAAUGAGGAAGGAAGCUUUACUCUGGAUCUCAGUUCCACGGUGGACACAAUGUACUGCACUACAGGAAAAAUAUGACAGAAAGUGAAUAUGAUUAACCGUGGUAUGGUAUCUAUCUAUUCCUGAAGGAUGUUAUAUUGUGCUUAGAUUGUGAGCUGUGCUAAGGAUCUGUAUAUAACUUUAUAAUAACAAAUAGUUGGAAGAUGCUAAAUUAAGGUGGUGGACUAUUAAUUGACUCUUUUACUUCGCAAUUAAAGCUCAUGAAGGCUCCAUAAGAGGAGUAGCCGUGGAUGGAUUAAACCAGCUGACAACCACAGCAGGAAGUGAAGGAUUGAUCAAGUUCUGGAACUUCAAAAGCACAAAAUUUGUUCACUCUAUUAACCUCCCUUCUUCUCCAAGUAAAAUGUUGCUUCACAGAGACAGGUGGGAUUAUUGCAAGAUGUAUUGUUUUUAAUAACUUCUCUUACUUCAGCGGUGAUAUUUUCAUAAUUCAUAUUUGCAGAGCACAGUUGUACUAAAAGAGUUUCACCCCUCCUAGUUUCUGAAAUACAUGCCGCCUCCCUAGUUUCUUCAUGUAGACAGGGUCUUCUUGAGGGUGGCCCUCCCUUCCAAUUAAAAUUCACUUGGCCUCUUCAGUUUUGACAUUCAAGAAGGCUUUAGAAAGAGGGUGGCUAAGGGCUGCAUUGAAGGUUCGUCAUUCACACAAGCAUAUGCAUGCAUGCAGAUACAGCACACAAAAACCCAGGCAUGCAGACCAGACAUCCAUGCACACCCACCCACAUGCACACAGGUGAUGAAUAGAACCAUUUCCUUCUGCUGUGAUACAGCUUAUCUUUCAAAGGUGGCUUUUCCCCCGCUUGCAUGGCACUACUAUUAGGAGAUCUUGCCAGUCAUGAGCAGGAGAGUGUGCUCCUUCCUCCCCGCCCCCGCCCCCCCCCGGCCUGUAAGACCUAACAGUGAUGCCGGAAGAAGAGGAGACACAUUUGCAAAGUGAAGAGGUGCCUGAGUCUGGCAUUGGCAUUGGCUUGGCAGGCUGGAUCUGGAGCCACUCCUGCCUUAAAAUCUUUACUGUGGCCUUUCCUGAAGAGAAAGGGUCUCAUCUUGGAUUGUAUGUAUGCAUUCAGUGCUUAGUAUUUUGCCUGAUGCUUCAUUGUUUUUAUUUCUCCGUAUGCUGCUUUGUGAAAAGCAACAAAUAAAUAACUGGAAUAAUCUUAACUGAUGAAAAUAAUAAAAUUAUUGUUGUGAUUAGGUUCUUACCCUUUACACAUCCAACCCACUACAGUCACCUGUCCAUUUUGCUCAUUAUGCCCUGCUUAUAUCCAGCUUUUGCCUUUCCUUUCCCCUGUGAAAACAUUUAGAGUAGCCUUACUCUAAACAUCUAUUGGGGGUUUCCCCUAAAGUUUGUGUUCCAAGAAUAUCAAUAACAAAGAAGCAUAAUGCAUUAUUAUUUUUUUGCCUCUUCCUUAACAUGUGUUUGAUAUUCUACUUUAUAUUCUUCUUGAUUUCACCAGUUGCAUUCUGGGAAUUGUUACGGAUGACUUCACCAUUAGUGUCCUGGAUAUAGAAACACGAAAAAUCGUGAGGAAGUUUUCAGGGCACCAAGGCCAGAUAAAUGACCUGGUAAGUUUGUAUCUAUUUACUAUCAAUUGUGUAGAGGUUAUGUACCGCCAGAGUUCAUCUACAUUGGACAGGCAACGUACUGACCUCCAGAUUUUGUAGACUGUAAUUCCCAUCAUCCCCAGCCAACAUAGCAAAUGGUUAGGGAGAAUGGAAGUUGCAGCCCACAGUAUCAACAGGGUACUAUGCUGCCUACCCUAACCAUCACGUUAGAUCUUUGAGGUUUGUGCCGAAACAAAUGCAUAUUCUUGUAUGUGGGUCAGUUGAUUUGGGGUCACCUAAUCCUUUAGCAAGAGUGAAGCUAAGGGCAUGUGGACCUGAAUGGAAGACCACUGGGAGUCCCAUGGAGGACACUGAAUUUCUAAAAGAAGAACAGGAAUAUGAAUUAUAAUAAAUGAUGUGAAUGGAUACAGUUGCUAUGUGCUAACUUAGUGUGAAACACUGGAUAUAUUCAAAGCUGAAGAAUACUUAGGAAAAUGUUUAUUUUCCUAAGUAUUCUUCAGCUUUGACUAUAUCCAGUGUUUCAACAACUCAACAUUGAAAUGCAUUUUUGUUGCUAGUGUAGCUAGAGCAUCAUCCCAAUUCUUUUUUUAAAAUAUUCAUUAUAAUUUAUAAAAUAUAAAAUACAAUGAUUGCAAGGAUAUAUCAAGUAAAUACCUGUUCCUGUAAUACCACAUAUAUGUGUGUGAGUUUGUGUGUGUGUGUGUGUGUGUAUCAUGCAGCUACAAAUACCAAUAUUAUAAAUUCGAAAAUUAUAACAUAUUAAUAUACUGCAUAGAUAAAUGGUUGUAAUUAAUACAGUGGACGCUUGGGUUGUGAACGUGAUCCAUGCGGGAGGCACGUUCGCAACCUGCAGCGCCAUGUCUGCGCAUGCGCGGGUUGCAAUUUGGCGCUUCUGCGCAUGUGCGCCCGCCGAAACCCAGAAGUAACCCAUUCCGGUACUUCCGGGUUUUGACGCAAGCUGAAGCGUCUGUAACCCGAGGCAUGACUGUAUCAUAUUGUAUCUAGUCUUCAUGAAUUCAAUUAAGGGCUUCCAUUUAUAUUCAAGUUUUCUCUCUUAUUUACCAUAUUUCAGCCAUAUUAAUUCUUUAUGCCAACCUUGCUUUUUGCCAGGCUUUCUUUCACUGUUGCUGGUGGCUUUAUUAUUCCAUUUUUGCAACACAACAAACAUACAGUGGUACCUCGGGUUACAUGCGCUUCAGGUUACAGACACUUCAGGUUACAGACUCCACUAACCCAGAAGUAGUACCUCGGGAUAAGAACUUUGCUUCAGGAUGAGAACAGAAAUCAUGCAGCGGUAGCAGGAGGCCCCAUUAGCUAAAGUAGUGCUUCAGGUUAAGAACAGUUUCAGGUUAAGAACGGACCUCCGGAACGAAUUGAGUUAUUAACCCGAGGUACCACUGUACUAGCAACAAGUGAUAAAUUCCAUAUUAGCUCCUUAUGCUUGACCCAUUCAUCCAAAUAUCCUAGUAACAUUGUCAGGGGAAUCUGUGCAGCUGUUACUCAAAAGACAAAUCAUAAUUUUUUGUAGGCUUUCAGUUCUGAUGGCCGCUGGCUAAUAACGGCAGCUAUGGACUGCACCAUCAGAACCUGGGAUCUGCCAUCUGGGUGGUAAGUAAAUUUAGAGAUUGCAGAGAACUACUACUUUAAUAUAUUACAUGUGUGUACUGACAAAAGAGCACAAUCAGUUUUAAAACACACCUUUCUAUCUUAUUCUUACUAUGUAUUAAAUUUGUAUAGCAGCCUUCACCCAAAGAUCACUGGGUGGUUCACAACAUAAAAAUAGAAAACGAACUGGUCUACUUGCAAAUAUCUUUAUUUAUUUGCGUUUUAUUGCCUUUAUGCCUGAGGAUUGAAUCUGCCCUGCCAAAGGUACACAAGAAUGAUAUCUUGUCAUACUCAGUUUCAAGUCUCAGCUGGCAAUAUAUUGAGGCACUUCUUUGCUUCAUAGGUAGAUGAGGGCUUGAGUUUCUUAAAUUUUUAUUUUUAAUAGAAAAUGUUGCUUGCCAUGGCUGAUGCAGUUUGCAAGAGAAGUCAUGUGAGUUGGGGACUCCCCACCCAAAUAACCCAGUGCUUCAUCAGGUGUAGGGAAGUGGCACCUAGAUGUAACACAGUGCCCCCUUUCCGAAGAAAAAUUCUAUCAUGAUGCUAAUCACGUGUAGGCUCCGAGUGCGGGGAGGAGAAAGGGCAUCCAGCCCACUCGACCAAACAGAAUAUUAUGUCUUAUGUUAUAUGGUAAACGUUCUAACUAAAGUUAGAAUGGGCAGCCCCUGAAUUUCAGCAGAACUUGACUUUAACCAUGCUAACUAAUACUUGUUUCAUUUUUAAAAUCCCUUUCUUUAAUUGAAAGUGAUUUUUUAAUGGCUUAGAUGAUGGCUAGUAGUCUUUGACUUUUUUAAUGGCUUAGAUUUAAUGGCUAGUAGUCUUUGACUAGUUUUUGUAGUUCUUCUGUAUACAACCUGUAAUGCAUCUCCAUCCUUUUUACUGGAACAGGACAGACUUCAGCCUAAUGAAGCAUUUGUGUUAAAAUGGUUUCUCUUGUCUACUUGGCAAUCCCAGUUUAGGUGCCCCAAGAUUGUGUAAUUUCUCAUGUCUCAUAUUCUUUUAAUUUCCUCUGUUGGAUGUAUUAAAUCCCAUUUCCAUAUCUAAUUUUCCUGUGUUGUUGCCUUUUUGACAUCUUGCCUAUAAGCAUAACCUAGACUUGUCAGAUUUCUUUGAAGUAAUCAGCCAUUUGAGACAUUACAUUUUACGACAGGCUGCCUUGUUUGAACUUAUGUUUCUUCUCAUUCACCUUAGGAUGCACUGACAUCUAAAUGUUGCAACAUUGCCCCACCAAAAAAGUCUCAGAGUUUCUUGUUAUCAUAACAUUUUCCAGAUAACAGUAUGGAUGUCAAAUGGAAAUGACAAAAUGGUUCUCAUACGUCAGAGGAGUUGUCCAUAUGCAGAUUAGUGCAUAAUGUACUUGUUUUUCCAUUUCCUUAUGCAUACAUUGAAACUACACAGUCUGAUGAUGCAACUCUUGAUUUAGUUUGAUAGCACUUCAAUUUUAAUAGGAAUGUACCGCAAUACUAAACCAAUUACGUUAACUAGCAUGACAUAAUUGGACUAACAUUUAAGGUUUCUUAUGCCUGCACAGUACAUUGCCUUGAGACAUAUGUAAAAGGCAUUUCAUAAAUUAAAAAAAUAGUAAUAUCCAGAGCACACAACCACACACACAUUGCAGCUUUUUUUAAAAUUUACCUGUACUUGAACUUCCAGUGUUGCUUUCAUUCAUAUUUAUUGUGUGUGUCUCCCUGCUGAAGAGUCCAGUCUGGGUUGGUUCUCCCUUCACCCUUGUAUUUGAUGCUCUGUGGCUAACUAGGGCAGGAAUGAAAAAGGAUAGAUGUUUUAAAGUUCAAACGGAACUUCAGCCAAUUUGCAGGAAGAAUAGGACUGAUGAGCAGUUGCAGAUUUGAUUCUUGACCAUAAUUGCACACUUCUUGAGUUGACAGAUUGGGCGGGCGUGCCCACCAAGUGGACACACUUUAAACUGUUUUACUAUGAUUUGUUUUCAUUUGGUCUUACAAGAGUCGGUUCUUUGUUUUCUUCCUUUGAGGCAUCUGGCAUAGCGACAAAGGGUAAAGGGGUAGCUUUGGUUCCAGAUGGUCUGGAAUACAGUUGUAGCUGCCAGUCAUGCAGUACUGUGUUUUUGUUGUUGUUGUUGUUUGAAAAGUUUUUAUUGUUAAAAUAAUUCAGCAUUAAUACACAUAUAUUGCAAAUAUACAAGCAUACAAACAUACAUUUCAUACAGUCCUUAAAAAUGUUCAAACAUACCUACACUCAAUCCCACAGAUAAUUCCUUUUCCCAUCACCAUCCACCACCCCUCACCCCACCUUUGUGUUAGACUUCCAGUCUACUCCAUUGAUGCAGUCCUGUGUUCAUCCUACUCAUAAUGGGCAAUGGCACGUCUGAUAAAGUUGAGUCAUGAGGCUCCACUAGACCCAGUGUAUCCAAUGCUCCAUGGGCAGAACUCUGCUUCUGCAAUAUUCUCCUCCUCUGUGUCCCCAAAACAUGCUCCAGAGGGUCCCCCAACCGCAGAGAGGUGAUUUCCCUGGGGAGCUGCAGGGAAGAGGAGACAAAAGUCUCCUGCGUUGAAUGCCACCCAGUAUUUCCCCCCCCCCCCCCACCCAAUAUUUUUGUCAUCACAUUACAUGGCCAGUUUAGUCUAUUGGGAACAUAAGGGAACGAAUUGUGAUUCGUCACAAUCACUACAGAUUGAUUUCUGUAUGCUAAAAAUCAAACAUUACAAACUAUCCCCACAAUGAGUAAAAAGAGUGACAAACUAUGGGGAUGCUUGUAGCUAAACUAAAGCAUUGUAUAAAAGCAAAAGAAAAGAGAAACACCAGAUAACUUUUUUUUUUAAGUUAUAAGUUAAUUUUUCGGGGUUUUGAAUUUAAUCAUAAUAUUUUAUUUUUGUUUCGUUAACCGUGAUGUAGGACAGUCAACCCAGUCGUACUUAGAAAAGAUCAUAUGUGUUUAUCCUUGUAUGUUUUUUGUAGAUGUCCAUGCUUCUUAAAUCUAAUCCUCUGAACGCUCUGCUCCAACUGUCUGGAGAACUGAAGGGAAUAAUGUUCUGGCACCUUCUGUCAUGCAGAUCACUAAGGGCUGCUGGAUCAGUUGCCUCACCUCUGUCCAAGCAAGAUCACCAGCCUGAGAUCAAGCCUGGCCCAGCUGGAUUUAAAUGCCCCUUUAUUCUGACAUUUUCAAAUUGAUUCCCCAUCUCUCCCUUUCCCCACACUCCUGCUCCCUAAUAUGGCUUCUUUUUUUCGGUUUGUAAUCCUGAACACAAGAACUUGCCCUGUCUCCUUUUUUAAAACGUUGAAGUGAACGUCUUUGGGAAGACUAUACAUUUGUCUGAAAAGCAGAAUAAGAAGACUAAUAAUAUAAUGACUGGUAGUGGUUUCAUGCAUUUAAUGACUGGUAACUGAACUGUAUAUCAUCUGUUAUGUGAUGAAUUGUUUUUCUCUUUGCAGCCUUGUCGACUGUUUCCUACUAGAUUCAGCAGCAAUAAGCAUUACUAUGUCUCCUACGGGAGACUUCUUAGCUUCUUCCCAUGUAGAUGAUCUUGGAAUUUACCUGUGGUAAGUCUUCCAGUGGUCUUCUGAGCACGUCCGUUUUUAGAGCAGAACUAUAAGACAUCAGACUGCCCAUUUGUAUUGCUGCAUUGUUCCAUGGCACUUGAGUAAAAGGUGCAAGUUCUGCCCUUUGGAAAAUUCCUCUGUAACUGCUCCUGCCUCCCAAUCAGUUAAGUGUACUGGGACUGUUUUCCUAAUAUAAUGAAAUUCCAGACACGUUUGCUUGGAAGCGAGUUCUGUUUAUGUCAGUUGAACUUGCUUUACAUCAAGUAAGAUUUUCCCUCCUCCACGUUUUGACUGUAGUCUUUUAUCCUAUGUCAAAAACGACUUCUGAAAUUGUAUUUAUCUUCAGAACCAGCUUGCCUUAUGACAUGGUGGGGCUCUGCUGUGCAGAAAGUAAGCUCAAAACGUUAUUAGAGGCAUCGGGGUAGUUGUUGUUCUUUGGAACCCAGUCAAUAUUCUUAGGACUGUGAACAAUUUAGUUCUAACAAAAACAAAAAAAACCCUUUAAUUUAAACUACAUUAAAUCGAAAACAGUAAUCAUACCAAAUAGCUAAAUACAUAAUAAAUGCAGUAUACAUACAUUAAAAUUUUACAACAUAGAAAAAGCUGUUGUAUUAAUCAACAUUUGCAUUAUAUUCUACAUAAAUAGCAGUAUGAGGAUUGCAUUUAACUUCAAAAUGUUCUCUUUCUGGUCUACCAUCUCUCACUCUUAACAACUCAGUCCUAUAGCUUACAUCAAUCGCUCAUGGUUAUAGCAGAUAGAUCCACAAAGAACAUAACGUGCUUUCUUUCUCCUCUGCCCCCACCCCCAAGCCAAAAUAACAAUGCCUUCCAUCUUGGAUUUUACAGGUCUAACCGUUCGCUGUAUUCGCUUGUCUCUUUGCGUCCGCUUCCACCGGAUUAUGAGCCUUCUGUAGUAACGCUUCCUGGAACAUGUCCAGCUCAAGGUACUAGAGAAGGGAGUUGCUGAGGGGUUUUUUGGCUGUUAGUGUACUUUUUCUGAAUCUCUUGUUUGUGUAAUCGCAAAGUAACGGCUUGCAUACUGCUCCUAGGCCAGUGCAAAGUUGAAUUUGUGAAAAAUUCUACGCUCCCUUGUGUUCUGACAUAUUGUUCAACUUGAAAAUCCUAUGGCUUCCUAGAUGCUUCUAGACUACAACUCCCACCAGUCUUGACCAGCGGCCAGGACUGCAGAGGCUGAUGGGAGUUGGCAUCCAGCAACAUCUGGAGAACCACUGGUUCCUCACCCCUGCCCUAGAGUGUGUAACCAGUUGUCCUUACUAAUGACCAUAUAUUUGAAGCCAUGGGUUGGAUCUAAUGACAUGCUAUGUUUAACAUUCUGUUUGCAAGCAUGUCAGUAUAUCAAGCCCUCCCCAUAUGUUCUGUUCUGGAGGGGGGGGGGUUUCCAACCUGCAUAGAGCCAAUUUCACAGAGUGCAUGAUGCGAUUUGUUUGGUGACCUCUUUAUCUAAAGAGCUUUCACUCCAGAUAGUGAGUAGCAUCAUGAUAAAUAAUAUAUAUAUAUUUUUAAAAAUUAUACCCUGCCCAUCUGGCUGGGUUGCCCCAGCCGCUCUGGGCGGUUUCCAGCACACAUAAAAACAUGAUAAAACAUAUCAAAAAUUAACAGCAACAAUCUGAUCCAAUAUUUUAAAAAAUCACAAUAAAUUGUGAAGUAUUAUCUGCUUCAUUAUGCCUUAUCUUUCUCCAUCAACUAGGAUGGGGCAGAUAAUAAUUCGAAACAUAAAACGAGUUGAAAAUAGCCAAGUAAAAUGUGCUAUAAAAUUGAUUGGUCCACAUCUUCUCAGCCUCGACUGUCAAAAGGCCAGCCCGAAUAUAAUAUAGCCAUCAGUUGGCCCUUCAAGGUGUUAGGCUAUAUAGGCAACCCUCUAGGGAAAGGAACUUGUCUUGGAACUUGGCAGAGAUGCAGUCAAGGUGGUGUUCUCAUUUACUCUUGUUGAUUAUGAUAGUAAAGGCAUCGUCUGAACCAUGAAGGUUCCAGCUGUUAGAUUAAAACCAUGCAUGGGAUUGUGUUAGGAAGAUGAUGGAGAGCUGGCGUCAACACUGAUGUACUGUAUGUUUGGUGUCCAUUCUGUGGCAGGCAGCCCUGUUUAAUCAUACCAGAGGCUUAUCUGGUUGAGCACCCGGAUUCCCAAAGUGGCCAGCCAGAUGCUUAUGGGAAGCUCAUAAGCAGAACAUAGAAUCAGAGACCCAUAGAGUUGGAUGGGAUCCUGAGGAUCAUCUAGUCCAACCCCCGCAAUGCAGGAAUACAUAGCUGUCCCACCCAGGGAUCGAACUUGCAACCUUGCAUUGUUAGCACCACGCUUUAACCAACUGAGCUAGCCAGCUGUACCAGCUCACAGCCACGAAGGCUAGCCUCCUCUGAGAGUGCAUUGCAGUAAUCUAGUAUGAAGCAGUUAUGUGUGUAAGCUUUCAGAUCAGAUAAAAGAAAACGACGACACAGUCCUCAGCUGCUGAUGUUAGCAGAGGGUACUUUUGAACCCGUCACAGGCUGCUUUUCCAGGCCCAGCUGCAGAUCCAAGAGCAUGCUAAGAGUGCAAACUUGAGGGGCUUCCCUUCCACUAGUCAGAGGAUCUGUCAACUCAGCACUUCAGUCUUGCAGCGAUCCAGACCCUGCUUUUAAGUAUAUUUCUAACAUAUGGACAAAAUGAGCCACAUUUAGAUAUUUAUUUGGUACAAAACACUACAGAAACUACAUUCUGCAAGAGGCGUUCCCUUGCAAUAGGCGAGACACUGGUGAGACACUGGUGUCUAGAGUCCAUGCAGAUGUCUGGCAGUGCUUCCAGUUGCUGAUGGUGCAGUCAGCAUUCCGAUAACUUGGAUGAAUUCUCCUGAAUCAUCUGACUUUGUGUAAUGGUGAGAAAAUGACACAAACAAAAUAUGUAACGAAACUGGAAGCAAUCCAGCUUCCUAGCUAUCCUGCAGAUUCAAGUGUAGGCACUACUUUUGAUUCAUCCCCUGAAGCAGAUUGGCAGCUGCAUGUUCUGUGAGUAAUACCUUUCAAAAGAGGCAUGAAAAUGACGUCUUCGUUGCUGCCGAUUCUGUGUCGUUCAGAGCACUGGGGGAGCUCCCACAGCUAAGGUUUAGCAGCUAAAUCAGAUGAGAUACCCUUUGCCAGCCCCCACAGAUGCAUUCUAGUUCUUGUACAAUUGAAUAACUGUGCCUCUUAAAGAGAGGUGGUCAACCUUUUCUGACAAGAAGACCAGAUCCUUCUCUCCUUGACCUCUGAAAGGCCAACUUUGACAGAUUGGGCGUAGGAGAAAAGCUAGUUAGACAACCAGAUACAUAGUGCAGGUAUGAAACCCUUAGCCAAGGGGACACCAUCCAUUGUGAGGAAUUUCAAGCAUGGCUUUCCAUUAAUGCUACAGGAAUGUGCCUCCUUGGCCAUCGUCUCUGGCUGUGUUCAUCUUGUUAUGUUCAAUUGCAUCUGAAUUGUUUCUGUUGUAUUUUCUUCACAUAUUUAACAUUAUCAUAUCAUCCCAGUCGAAAUAUAUUAAAAAAUAAAAAAAUUGUCCAGUAGCACCUUAGAGACCAACUAAGUUUGUUCUUGGUAUAAGCUUUUGUGUGCAUGCACACUUCUUCAGAUACACUGCAAUUUUGUGCAUGCACACGAAAGCUUAUACCAAGAACAAACUUAGUUGGUCUCUAAGGUGCUACUGGACAAUUUUUUUCUAUAUUUCGACUGCAUCAGACCAACACGGCUGCCUACCAGAAUCUAAUAUCAUCCCAGUGUGCUUGUGUAAUUAACCAGCUGUGUUUAUCUGAAUGUCAUUCAGGAUCUACUGUCAUUCGAACAUUUCCCAACGUUGCUAAACUUUCCCCCCCUGUCUGUUACCAUUUUUAAAGAUGUAGAUGUCACAGAAGAAGAAGAAAUAAGUGAUGAGAUGAUAGAAUACGAUUCUCCAGAACAGCUGGGAGAAGCAUUAGUGACCCUUUCUAUGUUGCCAAAAUCUAGAUGGAAGAACCUCCUCAAUCUUGAUAUUAUAAAGGUAGCACGUUCAUGCUAUUUUUUAAAAGGUUUCUGACCAGGACCUGUUGCUCUCAUUUUACAUAUUACGUGGUUGUGUUAUGUUGAAUGCGACAAAGACUUGACAAAAUGUCUUCAUAGUUUGGGAUAACAUCUAGGUUGUUUGUAGGGUAUACAAAUAUCAGAACUAUUUUACACAUAGUCAACCUAGAUUUAACACACCAGCUGAGAUUCUAACGCUUUCACAGAUGGAAAGUUAAUACAUUUGGUGUUCUUAGGGUUACAGUGUGAAUAUGGAAAUUGUCUGAUGAUAUAAAAUAUCCCAUCCACAGCAAAAGAACAAACCCAAAGAGCCACCAAAAGCCCCAAAAUCUGCACCGUUCUUCAUCCCCACAAUUCCUGGCCUCAUACCACAAUAUGCUUCCAUUGAACAUGAAAAUGUUGGACAACAGGUAAAGAGAAAGCUGAUGAUACAAAACAUCUGCAUGUAGUACUUCUCUCUCUCUCUCUCUCUCUCUCUCUCUCUCUGGAUUUAUGACUGCCUCUUGGAAGUAAUUUCUUAUGUAAUGGGUGCUAAAUCACUGGUGAAUUGCAGUAACUGAUCUUGGUCCUACUGUAUUUUAUAGCAUUUUCCCCCCUUCGAUUCUCUAUUCCCACUUACAACAUCUUUGAUAAAAGCACAGAGUUUUGGCACCUCAACUGCACAAUUACUGGGUAUUAAAGUGAUGAUGUAGAUAAUUAUCUGCAAUCUAAUACUUGAAACUGGUACUUAAAUAUUGGGCAGCUUCAUCAUAUAUAGAAAGAACUUGCUGUUCUGUCAUAUCUAAGACCGCUUUCUCACUGAGAUUUAAUCCUAAAUACAUUGUUAAAUAUUACAUAGAUUAACCUCUAGUCCUCAUCUAUCUUUAGCUUUCUGAAGAGUCCUCGUAGAAAUCCUUGUUUUGAUUUCUCCAGAUGCCCUUUCUUCCAUUGUUUUAUGUGAUGCAUGUUUUCCCAUGUGCAUGCAUGUACACAUGCAUGUCUUCAAAGGAGAAGUGCCUGUGUAAGGAUAUUCAUCUUACUGGGUGAGAUUCCUCCUAAUUAUGCCAUUCUUCAAUAUGGCAUUGUAAGUUAGAGUACAGAACUAAAUUAAUUCAACAUUCAAAAUCCCCCCUUUUAAUUCUCGUAAGGAUGUUACAUUUAAAAUUUCAUCUACAUAUAUUUGUAAAAGUUGUCUUUCAUGCAAUUCAAUUGACAACCUUUUUUUAUAUUUCAGUCAAAAGUAGUAAACCUUGGAGUGCUGGCACAAAAAUCUGAGUUCUACCUGAAGCUUGAAGAAGCUCUGAUAAACAGUGACUGUAAGUUAUACUAUGAAAUGAAUAAAUUUGCAUCCUGACAAGGUGGAAGGAGAAGGUGUACUUUAUUUCCUUUUUCUCCAUAUAUUGUAGUGGUAGUGAAUUGGGCUUCUUAAGGCUGGAAUAACGUGUCUUCAAAAUAGAUAUUGGGAGGAAAGAUACCUUAUCUUGGCUUGUUGGGGGAUGCAAUUUCAGUAUGGUACAGUGUGUGUAGAACAAUUUAGCUUCUUUAAAAGAGCAUUCCCCUAAGGGGACAUCAGCUUUACAAAUUCUCCCAAUAUGUUGAACUCGGUAUUACACAUUACGAAAAGGUUAAAUAUCUUGGGUCCUCUUAAUCCCCAUUACUCCCAUUAAGUUGUGAUGGUGCUGCUACUAUGCUUUUGAUCCUUAUUAAAUCAUCGGUUCCUGGGAUGCCUUGGGAAAGAGUUGACCUGUUAAUUGUGGUAACAGUCGAGCUAGUUACAGAAGUCUUUCAAAGCAAUACACACCUAGCAUACCCCAGAGCCAAUUUCACAAUAAUUUGACUUUUUGAAGCAUUCAGUCCUUUAGGAAAUUCCUUUAGGGCAUAUCAGAAUUCCAUUGUAUAGAUCUGACAUUGUUUAUGUCAGAACUUCUGCCCUGACGAAAGGUUAGCUGAAGGCCUUUUAUAAAAAAUGCAGGCAAGCAAUAGCAGGGAACUGGAAUGUGUAAAGUGCUCUGGUUUUAAAGGGUUAAUCAAGAAAGCCAGAUAGGAAGGAAAACCUAGGUUACUAUGACAUGGCAGAGAAUAAAUUCAUAAAACUUUUUUAUUUAGGGCAGUUUGCAAACCAAGAUUCUUUGGUCAGUGAUAAUUUGGAACUACUCCACUACUACUGUUCUGACCAGUGUUUGAAAUCAGCUUGGUCCCAGGCUCAUUUUGCACUUGGCUUUUGACCACUUGCGACCAAGAGAAAAUGCCUGGGCUGUCUCCACCAUCUUGAGAUCAUUGGAUCUGGACUGUUUUCACACACUAAUACCCCAUCCUGUAGAAUUGUAUCAGAUAUAUAUUUUUAUCUGCACAAUUGGAAUGGAUUUCUGGAACCCAGUUGCUUUUUCUCUGUGCAGCCUGAGCAGGAGCAGUCACCAUUAAGAAAAAGAGGUUGGAAUAGGCCAAUAUAUAUAUGUGGGCUGUCCCUGGAUCAAGUGACUUUCCUUCUUUAAGUUCUCAAAGCUCUUAACCUAGCUCAAGGUCUGAACUAGCCAGAUGUUUAACUGGCUAGUUUCCAUUGUUUUUCCAUAUUGCUGUAGCAACAGCCAAUCAAUGCCAGCCCUUGCCGCAGCCACCAAUAACACGCCAAAUAGCCACUGACAAUCUCCGAUUCACGGCAGCAACCAAUCCCACGUCACCGCUAUGCAAUAUCUGUGUAUAAGACGAACCCCGAUUUUUAACGCAAUUUUUCAGGAAACAAUCCUAGUCUUAUACACGGAAAAGUACGACAAGUGGAGGGGCUCAUAUGCACAGCUAGAGCCUCCCGCUACCAAAGAGGCAAGGUUUCAAAUGGCAUGACUUUGGGAAAUAGGGAUCUUCUUUUUCCCACACAAAAAAAGGGUCAAAUAAAAUUCCACCAGCUUGUGCUGUUCUCUUAAUUGCAUAAAAUGAACGAUUUGGAUUAUGACCAAAUUGUUGAAUGAUGCAGGGUAUAGGAUAACUAUUUAAAAGACAGAGAGAUAUAUAUAGAGGGGGGAGAUAUAGAUAGAUAUAUAGAUUAUAUAGUAUAGAUUAUAUAGAGAGAGAUACAUACACACAAACACACACACACACACACACAUACAUAUACCCACACACACCCCAUUUCUGUAACACUUUCUAGAACUUGUAGCCAUACUCUUCCUGUUUUGACAGAUAAAUCUCCACUCCGUAUUCUGAAGGACAUGGGGCCAUCUAACACAGAGGCGGAACUGAGAGGCUUGUCCCCCGAUGGCGGUGGAUCUGUUAGGGUGAUGCAAAGCUUCCUAAGAAUGAUUGAGGCCAUGCUGACUACAAAAUGUGACUUUGAACUGGCUCAGGCAUACCUUGCGUUGUUUCUGAAGGUAAGUGUAUCAUUUGAUACAAUUGCUAGUGACAUUCUGUGCAGCACAGUUUGCUUACCGUAGAAGCCCCCAAUUUGAAUGCGCUGGGGGGGGAGGGCGGGGAGACACACUUGGCACUGAAUAAAGAAUGACUGACAGCAUCCGUUCCUUUUUGCAAUAGCAUUUCCCCCUACUGAAACUUUCAUUAUUGCUGUGUGAUAGCACUGCUUGGCCUUACAGUGCUCAUCUGAGGGGAGUUGCUAAUAUGAGUUACUUACUUUGAUCACAGGUAGGUAGCCGUGUUGGUCUGCCGUAGUCGAAACAAACAAACAAACAAAAUUCCUUCCAGUAGCACCUUAGAGACCAGCUAAGUUUGUUAUUGGUAUGAGCUUUCGUGUGCAUGGUAUGGGCUUUCGUCUGAAGAAGUGUGCAUGCACACGAAAGCUCAUACCAAUAACAAACUUAGUUGGUCUCUAAGGUGCUACUUAGGGACGCGGGUGGCGCUGUGGCUUAAACCACAGAGCCUAGGACUUGCCGAUCAGAAGGUUGGCGGUUCGAAUCCCCGCGACGGGGUGAGCUCCCGUUGCUCGGUCCCUGCUCCUGCCAACCUAGCAGUUCGAAAGCACGUCAAAGUGCAAGUAGAUAAAUAGGUACUGCUCCGGCGGGAGCAUUUCCGUGCGCUGCUCUGGUUCACCAGAAGCGGCUUAGUCAUGCUGGCCACAUGACCCAGAAGCUGUACACCAGCUCCCUUGGCCAAUAAAGCAAGAUGAGCGCCGCAAUCCCAGAGUUGGUCAUGACUGGAUCUAAUGGUCAGGGGUACCUUUACCUUUAAGGUGCUACUGGAAGGAAUUUUUUUUUAAAAAACUUUGAUCAGUUUGUGAAACAUUGGCAUCGUGUUAUGGUGGAUAUUUCCCAACUUUUAUUAACUAAUAAAAAAGUGAUGUGGUGGUUUAACACACUAAUCAAGAAAUUUAAGAAAUGAGUUCCAUCAAAUUUGAUUCAUGUAUUUAUGUAAUUCAUUUUAUGCUUCCAUUUCAGUUGCACUUAAAAAUCCUUUCAUCAGAACCAGAUCUGCUGGCAGAACUAUCCAGACUGUCACCCCAGCUUGAAGAAAUUUGGGUGCAUUUACAGACUCUUUUCAACCAAAGCCUUUGCAUUUUAAAUUACAUGAAGACUGCUUUGUUGUAACAUUCCUUUUGUUCUAUAAGAAUGCCCAGUUUAAUGUACAAAUCAAGUUUAAUAAUGGAUAUUUUCUCUCUUAAGUUUCAAAAAGGUAACUGUACAGCUUGACUUGAUAACUUUAUUUUGUACAAAUUCAAACACGAAUCUGUGCUACCUUCACAGAUAAAGUGUGCUUUUAUUAUUGUGUAAAUGACUGCUGAAACAGUAAAGUUCCCUGUCAAAAAUUAAGAAUAUUCAAUAUGGUAAAACACUCAAUAUGCAGUUAUAAAUCUAAAUAAAUUUUAAGAGGUGAUGUCUGAUGAAUUAUUUGGGAACAUUGAUGCUGGACAGGUGUGGUCCUAGUCACUACCUAGCGGUAGACUAUGUAAGAGUAGGAUAAUAAAAAUGGUAAAGAUGCAAAAUUCUGUGUGCUGAAAAACACUUUUUGUAUAUUGAACAGAUGUCUGCAAUAGCUGCAAAAUUUAAAUUUCUUUAAUGACUAACAAAUAUAAUGUUGUGCAUCACCUUAAACCAAUUUGGAUGUUUUCAUGAAUUCUAGACAUCACAGAAUGCAGCAUAAACUUGCCAUAUAAGCUAUAUUAUGCAAGUUUCAAUUAAAUGUUACAUAACUGCAAGAAGUUAGGUUACUGGGAACUAGGCAGAGGACCUUCUCAGUAGUGGCACCCACCCUGUGGAACACCCUCUGGGAGCUAAAUAACUAUGCAACUUUUAAAAGACAUCUGAAGGCAGCCCUGUAUAGGGAAGUUUUUAAUGUUCGAUGUUUUGUUUUGCUUUUAUAUUUGUUGGAAGCCACCCAGAGUGGCUGAGGCAACCCAUUCUGAUGGGCAGGGUACGAAUAAUAAAAUUAUUAUUCUUAUUAUUCUUGUGUGUUUAUUAAUUCAGUCCAUUAUUCAUAAACUAAAAAGGCCAUUAGAAUUUCAACCAUGGAAGGUACUUUGCCUUUUUAAACUUUUCACUGGAUAUUGAUUUAGUAAUACAAAAAUACUGUUUGGAAACAAUAUUGAAAACCUAGCUCUAGAAUUACACAGAAUUCUAUUUACAGUGGAAAAACAACUUUUGCUGCAUUUAAAAUUUAAUGGCAAGGCAGACAGGAUUUUGUGCAAGAUUUAGGGGGUCCUUAAAAGUGUGGAGCCCAGGGCAUUUCCCCUAAAUUUAAGUCAAAGCACUGAUUAUAAUCCAGACACCAUGGGAAGAGCCUUCUCAGGCAGGGCCAAUACUAACCAGAUUAGAGUAGCCACAAACUUUGAUCAAAUGUCUUUAGAUCUUUUUGCACCUAACAAAUUGGAUUGUCAUGCUUGUGAAUAGAACCUGGAAAUAAAUGGGUCUUGUUACUCAAGGCUUAAUUUCAAGGGCUGUUUUCUAAACUGGACCAAGUUUGGAUCUAAGCCAAUGGUUACAAAUUGUAGUAAGCUGAUAAGACGAAUGUUGAAUAAAGAAGAAGAAAAACUUGUGC